Molecule: messenger RNA, 1110 nt
Organism: Lachnellula hyalina
Lineage: Eukaryota; Fungi; Ascomycota; Leotiomycetes; Helotiales; Lachnaceae
Gene: cka
Product: Casein kinase II subunit alpha
Exons: 5
Coding region: 1-1110 (369 amino acids)
Biological process (GO): regulation of transcription by RNA polymerase III; regulation of transcription by RNA polymerase I; DNA damage response
Cellular component (GO): protein kinase CK2 complex; nucleus; cytosol
Molecular function (GO): ATP binding; protein serine/threonine kinase activity
Source: RefSeq, a predicted model, not a curated record
AUGGCGCGCGUCUAUGCAGAUGUCAACUCGCAGAUGCCACGUGCGUACUGGGACUAUGACAGCGUGAAUAUUACCUGGGGAAGUCUCGAGAACUACGAGGUGGUGCGCAAGAUCGGACGAGGCAAAUACUCGGAGGUUUUUGAAGGCAUCAAUGUCGUCAACUAUCAGAAGUGUGUCAUCAAGGUUUUGAAGCCGGUGAAGAAGAAGAAGAUAAAGAGGGAGAUCAAGAUCUUGCAGAAUCUUUCAGGAGGACCGAACAUCGUCGCACUCUUAGACGUUGUCAGAGACAGCCAAGUAAAUCAAUCAUCUCCUUCAUACGAUCCUAAGACGGCACCCAAAGCUGGGAAGAUGAAGUCAGCCGUGGAUGUAUUUGUACACUCCGAUCAAGAAACAAACGACUCAUACAUGAUGCAGAGCAAAACGCCGUCACUCAUCUUUGAGUACGUUAAUAAUACAGAUUUCCGAAGUCUGUACCCGAAGUUCGUCGACUACGAUGUCCGAUUCUACAUUUACGAGCUCCUGAAGGCUCUCGAUUUCUGCCAUAGCAAAGGCAUCAUGCACCGAGACGUCAAACCCCAUAACCUGCGACUUAUUGAUUGGGGUCUUGCCGAAUUCUAUCACCAAGGCACCGAGUAUAAUGUCCGUGUAGCUUCGAGAUAUUUUAAGGGACCCGAGCUACUGGUGGACUUCCAGGAAUACGACUACUCUCUCGACAUGUGGUCUCUAGGUGCUAUGUUCGCUUCUAUGAUUUUUAGAAAGGAGCCCUUCUUCCACGGAAACAGCAACUCUGAUCAACUAGUCAAGAUUGCGAAAGUCUUAGGUACCGAAGAUCUCUUCGACUAUCUGGACAAGUACGAGAUCGAGCUCGACCAACAGUACGAUGAUAUCCUUGGCAGAUUCCAGAAAAAGAGCUGGCACAGCUUUGUCAACUCUGAGAACCAAAGAUUCGUUAGUAACGAGGCUAUUGAUUUCUUGGACAAGCUGCUCAGAUACGAUCAUCAGGAACGAUUGACCGCGAAAGAAGCUAUGGCCCAUCCAUACUUCAGCCCUGUCCGAGCCAAUGAGCAAGGCCGUGUUGUAGCCGGAACUUCUGCAGCACCUCUUAGUUGA